Messenger RNA from Aplosporella prunicola CBS 121167, 1896 nucleotides. RefSeq lists its product as uncharacterized. The record is from RefSeq and is a predicted model, not a curated record. Lineage: Eukaryota; Fungi; Ascomycota; Dothideomycetes; Botryosphaeriales; Aplosporellaceae. The transcript is spliced from 5 exons. The coding region runs from base 1 to 1896 and encodes 631 amino acids.
AUGUCUGACGUCCCCAAGAACGUUGAGGAGGUUCCCGUCGUCGGUGCCCCCGACGCUCCCGUCGAGGAGACUCCCGCUCAGACCGAGGCGGCUCCCGCUGCUGCUGCUGAGGAGUCUGCCGCCCCCGCCGCCGAGGCCGCACCUGCUGCGACCGAGGAGCCUGCCGCCGCUGCCCCUGCCGAGGAGGGUGCUGCUGCUGACGCCGCCGCCGCUCCGGCUGCUGAGGAGACGACCGCUCUGCCCGCCGAGGAGAAGGUUGGCAACGACGAGGUCAAGAUCACCGCCGAGCCCAUCUACUCUGGUGCUCUCGGCUACAAGGCCCCCGGCCUGGUCAAGGGCCUGACUUUCUCCAAGAAGUACUUCUGGUUCGGCGAGGAGGAGGGCGUUUCCCACGAGAAGCUCUCCAACUACCUGCGCGGCGAGAAGGCUGAUGUCGCCCACCCCACCGCUGCCUGGUCCAGCAAGACCGGCAAGGGUCUGCUCUACUUUGCCAAGCACGCUGACCACAAGGACUCCCCCGCUGGUGUCCUGAACCUGUCUGAGGCUUCCGACGUCGCCAAGGAGGGUGCCAACAACUUCUCCUUCAAGCUCCACAGCCACAAGCACGCUUUCCAGGCGUCCAACAACACCGAGCGCGAUGGCUGGGUUGUUGCCGUCGAGAAGGCCGUCGAGGAGGCCAAGGCCGCCAAGGAGGCCGUCACCGGCAGCGAGGAGUACAAGUCUGCUAUUGAGAAGCUCGCCAAGCCCACCACGGGUGCUGCCGCCGCCGCCCCCACUGAGGCUAAGCCCGCCGAGGCCGCCGAGGAUGCUGAGCGCCGCGGAUCUUCCUCCAGCAGCUCUUCCGACGAUGCCGACAAGAAGAAGGCCAAGGGCAAGGGCAAGGGCAAGAGCCGCUCUGUCUCCCGCAAGCGGGCUUCCAUCUUCGGUGGUCUGCUCGGUAAGAAGGAGGAGCACAAGGAGGUGAAGAAGGAGGAGAAGGCCGAGAAGGAGGAGGCCAAGGAGGAAGCCAAGGAGGAGGCCAAGGAAGAGGCUGCUGCCGAGGAGGGUGCCGCCGCUCCCGCUGAGGGUGCUGCUCCUACCAUCGAGGUUCCCAUCGAGGGUGAGGCCAAGCCUGAGGGCGAGGCUGCUCCUGCCGCUACUGAGGCUGCCGCUGAGGAGACCAAGCCCGCUGAGGCUGCUCCCGAGCCCAAGCCCAAGCCCGCCAAGCGUGCUUCUCUCUUCGGCAACUUCUUCGAGAAGGUCCGCAGCCCUACCACGGAGAAGAAGGAGGCCGAUGUUGCCCCCGUCGUUCCCCCCAAGGACGCUGAGGCUGCUCCCGUCGCCGAGGAGGCCAAGCCCGCUGAGGGCGAGGCUGCUGCCCCUGCUGAGGGUGCCGCCACCGAGGCCGCUGCCCCGGCUCCCGCUACCGCCACCGUCAACACUCCCUCCAAGGAGAAGGGUGGCUUCUUCAGCAAGUUCGGCAACAAGGAGAAGGCCAAGUCGCCUGCCACCGAGACUGCCCCUGCUGUCGCCCCCGCUGACGGCGAGGCCAAGCCCGCUGACGGUGAGACUCCCGCCGCCGAGGCCACCCCUACCCCUGAGGAGAAGAAGAAGAACCGCACUUCCUUCUUCGGUGGCCUGCUCCGCAACCCCAGCAAGGCCGUCAAGAAGAACAAGGAGGAGAAGAAGGCCGAGGCCCCUGCUAAGGUCGAGGAGGAGACUCCCGCCGCCCCCGCCGCUGAGGAGGCCAAGCCCGCCGAGGGUGAGGCUGCCGCUGCCGCUCCCGCCACCGAGGAGCCCGCUGCCGAGGAGGCCAAGCCCGCCGAGGCUUCCGAGCCCAUUGGCGACGUCGUCCCCGAGGCCGUUCAAGUAGGGCAGGCCCAGAACUCGACGCCCGCAGUCCAUGCCGCCGCGUAA